Messenger RNA from Gymnodraco acuticeps, 2794 nucleotides. RefSeq names its product fibroblast growth factor 11a (gene fgf11a). The transcript is spliced from 6 exons. Gene Ontology annotation, molecular function: fibroblast growth factor receptor binding; growth factor activity. The record is from RefSeq and is a predicted model, not a curated record. Gene Ontology annotation, cellular component: cytoplasm. Gene Ontology annotation, biological process: cell differentiation; positive regulation of gene expression; animal organ morphogenesis. The coding region runs from base 1054 to 1803 and encodes 249 amino acids. NCBI's taxonomy places the organism in Eukaryota, Metazoa, Chordata, Actinopteri, Perciformes, Bathydraconidae.
GAACAGGGAGCAAGUCACACACACACACAUAUGCACACACACACACGAGUACAUGCUGCCUCCGUCACACACCCUUACACCCGUACACCUUCACACUGUGUCGCUCCUUCUUACACACACAUGUACACACUCCCUGACAUGUGUGCGCUGAGGUAGAGGAGACACACACUUUCUCUUCUCACAUACACACACUGACUCAACAGAACCAGACCGGACUGCUGUCACCCACCGGUGGAGACUCUGGCAGGAGGAGCAGCAUCUAUCGGUGCGGGUGAACGCAAGGGUGAUGCCAGAAGAGCUUGAGAGACAGCGCGGAAACAAGAUGCACUUCGUCCAGCGGGGUCCAUCCGCACCCCUUCCUCCUCGUCCCAGCUCCAAAAGCUGAUACCUCAGGUCGGACAGUCUCUACUUCUUCUACUACUCGUGCUCUGACAUUGUUUUGCUUGGAGAAAUUGUAAAGGUUGGGGGACAGAAGGAAAAGGAGCACUGUCACUCCUGUUAUUUUGGAGCGUUGACAUCCGGGCGUCCCACCGAAUAGGUGCAGGCGUCUUAACUGCAGGACUGAGCAGGUAUUUUCUUUUUUCUGCUUUCGUCACGAAGCGAAUGGUUCUAUCGGACGGGGUUGAACUUGAUUAGAGCUCCAGGAGGAGAGUCGAUUGGACAAGGACAUAUUGGUGGGCUACACUGCAAUGGAUUUGGGUGGAUGACAUGACUGGUCCUAAAAGAAGUACAGUGAUUUGUAAUAAGCUUCACCUGAAAAUAAACUAGAAGACAAACCUUCAUCAAUCCAACCUCAAAAAGCACCCAUUUUCAGUUUUGGGUGGGCCUUUGUGGUAUCCACCCCUAUUUCCCCCAUCUCCUCUUGUUGUGCCCUUCUCCCCGUGAUACGGUCCUUCCUCAGAAGCCCACUCCACCGAUCUACACUGCUCCCUCAGCGGUGCUCCGUCGCCCUGGGUGAGCGGGCAGGGGGGUGGCCCACGGUACCCCCCGACACCUGGGUGCCACCGAGCCGCCAGAGGCUGGUGAGGCGGCUGCAGGGUCAGCGCUGGGAAGAUGGCCGCUCUAGCCAGCUCCCUAAUUCGCCAGCGCAGGGAGGUCAAGGACCCCCAGGCGAACCGGCAGAUCGCCAGCAAGCGCAAGCCCUGCCCAAAGAGCAACAAGUCGCUCUGCCAGAAGCAAAUUCUAAUAUUAAUAUCGAAAGUUCGACUAUGUGGCAGUCGAGGGAGGAAAAUGGAAAAAAGACCAGAGCCCCAGCUGAAGGGCAUCGUCACGCGGCUUUACUGCAGACACGGCUUCUACCUCCAGAUGCUGCCGGGUGGCACCAUGGAAGGCACAAAGGACGAAAGCAGCUCCUUCUUGCAGUUCAACUUGAUUCCUGUGGGGCUCAGGAUAGUGGCCAUCCAGAGCACCAAGACAGGGCUGUACGUCGCCAUGAACAGCGAGGGCUACCUCUACACUUCGGAAAAGUUCACGCCGGAGUGUAAGUUUAAGGAGAGUGUGUUUGAGAACUACUACGUCACCUACUCAUCCAUCCUGUACAGACAGACCCAGUCAGGACGGGCGUGGUACAUCGGCAUCAACCGAGAUGGACAGGUCAUGAAAGGGAACCGUGUCAAGAAGACAAAGGGGGCUGCGCACUUCCUGCCUAAACUCAUUGAAGUGGCCAUGUACCGGGAGCCCUCUCUACACGACGUUGUGGAGCAGAGUCCGCCCAGGAAAACGCAGAAGACCUCCAGUGACUCGCCAGUGCUCCAGAACGGCAAGAAGGACCCUAAAUCCAAAACCAAAACCUCCACCUCCUAGCGCUUAAAGACAAGGUGGGAGGAGGGGUGGAGGACACGGGGCACUUGGCACCAGCGGACACCUGAACAGGGUUGUUAGGGCUACGCCCAAUGUGCAACACUGACCCAACAUGAACUCUACGUACCCACAAUGCACUGGUGUAAAGUUGGAGAAACAAGUGGCAAAUGGGGAGCCCCUUUUACAUUCACAGACCCCCCCACCCACCAACACCAGCCCUCCACCUUCUUAUUAUCAAAGCCUGGGAUAUAAAAGCAAUAACUCCACGAAGAGGUGAACAUCAUCAUAUAGCAUGUCACCACUGCGUGUUAAACUUAAAUCCCACACCGCCAUCAUCAGCAACAUGCUUCGAGUCAACCAAUAUUUGAACAAAGUCUUCCUGGUUCUACCACAACGGGUGCAACAGUCAAAACGGUCCCUCAAACUUACUUUGUAAACGGGUUUUCAUUUCCCUACAGGGUUCCAUGCUAAUGUUAGCUUGACGCAGAGCCAUGCUAAUGCAAGUCUGUCACAGAGACCCUUGCAGACUUUUUGUUCCGCAGCCAUCUGCUCAGUCCACUUCUUCCGUGUGUGUCAGCGAUCUUUGUGAGAUGGGCCCUGAUACUUGUCAACCUCAUUCUGUUUGUGUGGCUGUGUGUGUGGCUGUGUGUGUGUGUUCCUUUCAUCUACCUUUCACCUUUAACGCGAUUUGAUUAGUUUGUGACAUGGACUCAAUUUUCCACUCGGCCGCACAAGAAAACCCCUCCCGUCCUCCCUGGCUCUGUUAAUGGAGUCUGGGGCUGAUCAGAAUCUUUUCGACCCUUAAACGAGGGGCCAAGAGCUCCCUCGACACACUGCAUAACCAACCACACACACGUAUUAUUACACUGGCAUAUACACACAUGCAGAAGUGUGCGUAUUCUGUACACAUCCUGAUAUACAUGAGCAACGACAUCAGAAAAAUAAUCUCACGUUUUAACACUCUUAACACCACAACAUGUAUUAACACACACAU